Asparagus officinalis (garden asparagus) is the source of this 1082-nucleotide messenger RNA. RefSeq names its product 60S ribosomal protein L18a-like protein. The coding region runs from base 187 to 639 and encodes 150 amino acids. The record is from RefSeq and is a predicted model, not a curated record. The transcript has 5 exons. NCBI's taxonomy places the organism in Eukaryota, Viridiplantae, Streptophyta, Magnoliopsida, Asparagales, Asparagaceae.
GGGGAUUUUAUCAUUUUGUUCUAAGAUAAAUAAUUCAUAUAAAUUGGAGUCUCACUUAUAGAGAGGAGGAUGGGAAUUCAUUUUCACCUUCGUUGGGAGUUUCAUUUAGGAGGAUUCAACAAAAAUACGAAGAAAAUAGGAUUAAAAUCAUCCAUGUAGUUAACAGAAUUCAACAAGAAGACGAAGAUGAGCGAAGAGGAGAGAAGGAUCGUCCAUCAAUACCAGCAAUACUACGGCACGUUCCAACAAGUACCCGGAUCCUAUUAUCCUCCGCCGCCGGCGGGAAUUCCUCAGCCCGUUCCUCCGCCGCCGUCGGCGGGCAACGGCCAACCUCCCAUCGCCCCUUACUCCGCCCCCUACUGUUAUGCUAAUGGGUACCAGCCUAUUCCAGUAUAUAAUGGAGUCGCUGAAGGAAGACCUUUGACCGUAAGGAUGCAACGCCUUCCUUGUUGUGGCUUGGGUAUUGGCUGGUUUCUGUUUAUUAUUGGUUUCUUUCUUGCUGCCAUUCCCUGGUAUGUUGGAGCCUUCAUUCUACUUUGUGUCAGAGUAGAUUACAGGGAGAAGCCUGGGUUUGCCGCCUGCACAAUUGCUGAUCAGCAUCAGCUACAUGAAGAAUCGUAUUUUGAAGCGUUUGCAUGAGAUCAGACUUCUAAAUGAUAAUCUAUGGCGUGGAGAUUUCAAAAUUUUCAAGAAUGAUUCAUCCUUUUACCUUGUGAUGCCAAAUUCCUCAUUUUAAGAAAGAGAUGUGAUAAAGAUCACUGUAAAUUAUUCUGUCUUCUAAAAAGGUUGUUAUUUGUACAAACAGGCUGUUGUUGCUGCGGUUGCUGUGAUUGUUGGUGCGACGAAGCAUGGUAAUCAAUGGUGAAUAGCGCAACAAUGAAAUAAAGCUGUUAUCGGUGUACAUCUGUACUCAAGUUCCGAAUUCUGACUGCGCCGUGUUAUUUGUAUAAUUAUGUAGCCGUGUGCUAUUAAUUUUCUUAAGCUCCAUGUAAAUUCAGCAGUAUAAAUAUGUAGCCUUGUGUUAUUAAUUUUCUUAAACUUAAAAAAGUUUGUUUGUUUGGUACGAUCAUAUAUUUGGUUUA